Molecule: messenger RNA, 435 nt
Organism: Aphanomyces invadans
Lineage: Eukaryota; Oomycota; Saprolegniomycetes; Saprolegniales; Verrucalvaceae
Exons: 1
Coding region: 1-435 (144 amino acids)
Source: RefSeq, a predicted model, not a curated record
AUGAAGAGGACACCGACGAAGCAGGCGAUUCAAGACGCUUUCCAUGGAGCCUCCACACGGAGGACAUAUUUGACAUACCAACGCCAGUUCGAGGCGUACUGUGCUCGGUACAAGAGCGGGCUCAACCCUAAAGCCGCCACGAUCGAGGAUGGCACGGACUUCCUCCAUCAACUGUACAGUUUGGGAAGAAAAGCCCGCACCGAAGACUCCGCGAAAACCGCAUUGAUGUCGUAUUUCAAGGAGAGCAACAUAUCCCCCAACCCAGCACAAGACACACAUGGGAAGCGCUACGUCAUUGGUUUGCAGAAGUUCAAUCGGCAGAAGAAUGUUGACGACGAAAAGAAGGCCCACCCCUUGACUGUUCACGAGUUGUCAACUUUGAUGAAUCUCUUUGCCAACCACAAUCCCUUUGUUGCAGCCAUGUUUCAGAUUUAG